AAUUAACACGAAGGCUUCGUCUUUCAGACCAAGAACACAACGAGAGCGAAACACAAAGAUAUAGCGCAGCGAGAGAGAGAUACAAGAAAGAGAGAGGGAUUUUUUCAGAAAGAUUGAAAAUUUGUGCGACCAUUUUCUUGGCCUCUCUCGAUCUGUGCUCGUCAGGUUUUUCUUCGCAAGCGGUUAGAUUCACAGCUCCCAAGAAUCCCCUCGCCGAUCUGCUCAAGUCAGCUCCUCAAUUUUCUCGGGUUCAGAAUUGGAGCGAGGAUUUGAUAAUUUUGAAGCGAAUUGCAGUAUGAGCAUCGACAGCCCCGGGGAAGGGGAGGAUUAGGGUUUUCGAGGUUUCGGCCAAAAAGGAAUUGGGGGGACUUCCAUGGGUGAUGGAGGCGUCGCAUGCAUGCCUUUGCAGCAGCAUCAUAUGGAGAGGUUUCCAAUUCCAGAGAAGACGCUUUAUGGCAGUGCAGGUAAGAAUGGCAGCAAUAGCAACAACAAUGGGUUCAAUUCCAAGUCGCUUAAGUUCGCUGACACCGAAAGAAAGAAGAAGAUGAAGGUGAAGAAGGAGCAAUUGGCAAAGAACGUAGAGUCCGAAAAGAGUGAGCUGGGAGCGAAUAGGGUUAGGAAGAGUAACAAGGAAGUUGAAAAUGGUGAAAUUUGUGCUGAGAAGGCGCAGAAGGAUGAGGUGGAAGAGGGUGAGUUGGGGACUUUGAAUGGAGAUUAUGUGUCACGGAGAAGUGAGAUUGAGAAGGGAGAGAUUGUUGAGAAAUGGAGGAGAAGUGAGGUGGAGAAGGGAGAAAUUGUUCAUGGGAAAGGGAGGAAAGAGGAGGUGGAGAAGGGCGAGAUAGUGCUGGAGAAGACCAGGAGAGGAGAGCCUGAGAGAGGAGAAUUUGGGUCGUGGAGAGGCACAAAAGAUGAGAUUGAGAAGGGAGAGUUCAUUCCAGAUAAUAGAUGGCAUAAAGGGGAAGCGCCAAGGGAUGAGUACAAUUACGGUAAAUCACGCAGGUAUGAUUCGGGUAAGGAGAAGGGGUAUAAAUCUGAGCUUGAGCGUACACCACCUUCUGGGAAGUAUUUGGGUGAUGAUAUUUUCCGGAGGAAAGAGUUCAACAGAAGUGGAAGUCAGCUUAGUAAAGGUACCAGGUGGGAGAGUGGCCAGGAGAGGAAUAUAAGGAUCAGUUCGAAAAUUGUGGACGAAGAAGGUUUAUAUAGGAAUGAUUACAGCAAUGGGAAGAACCAUGGGAGGGAUUACUCUUCUGCUAACCGGUUGAAGCGGUAUGGUGCUGAUUCAGAUAGCAGUGAUCGCAAAUAUUUUGGAGAUUAUGGGGAUUAUGCAGGUUCAAAAAGCCGGCGGCUUUCUGAUGACAACAACCGCACUGCCCAUUUGGAGCAUUAUUCACGCCGUUCUGUGGAGAGGUCUUACAGGAAUUUAGCCUCCUCAAAAAUGCCUUCGUCAGACAAGUACUCCUCUAGGCAUUAUGAAUCUUCUUUGUCUUCAAGAGUAGUUUAUGACAGGUAUGGUCGUAGUCCUAAUCAUUCUGAGCGGUCCCCACAUGACAGGGCCCGGUAUUAUGAUCACCGUGACAGGAGUCCUGUCCGGCGGGAAAGGUCACCAUAUGGUCGUGAAAAAUCUCCUCAUGGUCGUGAAAGAUCCCCAUAUGGUCGUGAGAGAUCUCCAUAUGGUCGUGAAAGGUCCCCAUAUGAUCGGAAUCGCCACAAUGAUCAUAGAAAUCGUAGUCCCACUCAUGCAGAGCGGUCCCCACAUGAUCGAUCUCGAAACCAUGAUCGCAGGGAUCGGACACCUAGCUAUGUGGAACGGUCUCCACUUGAUCGGAGUAGGCCCAGUAGUUAUCGUGAAACAAGUCGUAAAGGUGGAACAAGUGAAAAGCGCAACUCUCAGAUUGGUAGUAAAGGUCAAGAAGAUAAGCUCAUCCAGAGGGAUUCUAAUGGAGAAGACUCGCAGUAUCCAGCCAAAGAGUCUCAAGAUAGAAGCAGUGUUCAUAAUAUUAAUGGAUCUGUUGAGAAAAAUGUUGACUCUGAGCCUCGCAAAGAAGAGCAGUCUCAGAGUCCAAGCAUUGACUGCAAAGAAGCUUCUAACGUUGAUGGCCCUCUUCCUGAGGAGCUGCCAUCGAUGGAAGAAGAUAUGGAUAUAUGUGACACCCCACCACAUGUUCCCAUGGUGGUGGAUUCGUCUACAGGGAAAUGGUUUUACCUUGAUUAUUAUGGGGCGGAGUGCGGGCCUUCUAAAUUAUGCGAUCUUAAAGCUCUUAUGGAAGAAGGAGCUCUAAUGUCAGAUCACUUGAUCAAGCACGUAGAUACUGAUAGGUGGGUAACUGUUGAAAAUGCAACUUCUCCUUUGGUGACUCUGAGUUUCCCAUUCAUUGUGUCAGACACCAUAACACAGCUGGUGAAGCCUCCAGAAGCUCCUGGCAAUCUUUUGGCUGAUACAGGAGAUGCUAGGCAAUCUGGUCCUCAGAGUGGCGAGGAAAUAUCUGUCACUUUGUCUGAGCCAGUGGUUCGCACAGAUGACACUGCAGCUGUUUUCGAGCCUUCAAAGGAUCCCCACAUUGAUGCAAGGGUUGGGGCUCUGUUAGAGGGCUUUCCUGUUAUUCCUGGCAAGGAACUUGAGACUGUUGCAGAAGUUCUGCAAAUGAAGUUUGAACAUGCAGAAUGGCAAGGGUGGGGAAAUUCUGAAGGUACAGGUUUCCCGUGGUGUCAGACUCACAUCAGCGAACAUUCUGAUCAGAAAACCGACGAAUUGUCCAGAAUUUCUGACAUUAAAUCAAAAGAAGCUUUAAUUGUAGCCUCCGAAAAGGAUCAUGUUUUUGCCUGUGGAGAAUUUGGUGACUGGUUUUCUGGCCGAUGGUCAUGCAAGGGUGGGGACUGGAAGAGGAAUGAUGAUGCUGCCCAAGAUAGAUCUUUCAGAAAGAAGCUUGUUCUCAAUGAUGGCUUCCCGAUAUGCCAGAUGCCAAAGUCUGGGCAUGAGGACCCUCGGUGGCAUCAAAAAGAUGACUUGUAUUUUCCUUCCCAUAGCAGGAGGCUUGAUCUCCCUCCUUGGGCCUUCUCUUUAUCAGAUGAAAGGAUUGAUUGCAGUAUGAGCAGAUCACUUCAAAGUAAGCCUGCUGUUGCAAGGGGAGUGAAAGGAACUAUGCUUCCAGUGGUCAGGAUAAAUGCAUGUGUGGUCAAGGACCAUGGUUCAUUCGUUUCUGAUCCCCGCAUGAAAGUCCGAGGAAAGGAGAGGUAUUCUUCUAGGUCUUCUCGGCACUACUCUUCAAGUAGUGAUGGCAAGAGAUCAUCGGUAGAAGGCGAUUCUCAGUCAAAAAGUGUUAAUGAUCAAGGUUCACAAGACUCCUGGAAGUACAUGACAUCUAUCAACGCUCCAAAAGAUCAUCUUUGCACAGUUGAUGACUUGCAAUUGCAUUUGGGUGAUUGGUACUACCUUGAUGGUUCUGGGCAUGAGCAAGGGCCUUCAUCAUUUCCACAGCUGCAUGUCUUAGUAGAUCAAGGUAUUAUUCAAAAACAUAUAAGUGUUUUCAGAAAAUCUGAUAAAAUUUGGGUUCCAGUUGCCUCUGCUGGAGAGACCUCUGAAGCCACUGUCAAGAGUGAACAGGAGAACGAUUCCGCUGGUGAUUCUUCAAGAACUGUUUCACAAUCUCAAGCUUCUGCCCUUGGUGAUCCUAGAACAAAACCAAAAUUUUCUCAUGACCUGCAUCCUCAAUUCAUCGGUUAUACACGUGGGAAGCUACAUGAAUUGGUAAUGAAAUCAUAUAAAAGCCGUGAGUUUGCCGCAGCCAUAAAUGAAGUCUUAGAUCCAUGGAUCAACGCUAAACAGCCAAAGAAGGAGAUGGAGAAGCACAUAUACCGUAAAUCAGAAGGUGAUGCACGUGCUUCCAAGAGAGCCCGGCUGCUGCUUGACGAUAUUGAAGAAGACUACGAAAUAGAAGAGGACACACAGACAAUUCAAAAAGAUGAGUCCACGUUUGAUGAUCUAUGUGGUGAUGCUACUUUCUACAGAAAGGAGGGUGCAAAUUCUGAAACUGAAAUGGGAAGCUGGGGUUUAUUGGAUGGUCAUGUGCUUGCUCGAGUUUUUCAUUUUCUGAGAUUAGACAUGAAAUCCCUUGCCUUUGUUUCUUUGACAUGUAAACACUGGAGAGCUGCCGUUGGUUUUUACAAGGACAUUUCAAAACAGAUUGACCUAUCAUCUUUGGGUCCUAACUGCACCGACUCCAUACUCUUGAACAUCAUGAAUGGUUAUAGCGAAGAAAAGAUAAAUUCGAUGGUUCUAAAGGGUUGCACAAACAUUACCUCAGUAACACUUGAAGAGAUUCUUCAUUCAUUUCCUUGUAUAUCUUCUAUAGACAUCAGAGGUUGUGGCCAGUUUGAUGAAUUGGCUCGCAAAUUUGCAAACAUGAACUGGGUCAAGUCUAAAAUAAGGAGUCUUAAACAGAUUACUGAGAAAACUUCAUCAAGUUCCAAAAAGGGUCGAGGCUGUGAUAUUGAUGAUUUUGGUGAACUAAAGGACUAUUUUAAUAGUGUCGAUAAAAGAGACUCAGCGAAUCAGUUAUUCCGUCGAAGCUUAUACAAAAGAUCAAAACUAUUUGAUGCUAGAAGGUCCUCAUCCAUUCUAUCUAGGGAUGCCCGAAUGAGGCGGUGGGCCAUCAAGAAAUCUGAGAAUAGCUAUAAGAGAAUGGAGGAAUUCCUUCUUUCAGGUCUUAAAGACAUCAUGAAGGAGAAUAACUUUGAUUUUUUUGUGCCCAAGGUUGCAGAAAUUGAAGACAGAAUUAAAAAGGGUUAUUACAUUGGCCAUGGAUUGAGCUCUGUCAAGGAGGAUAUCAGUCGAAUGUGCAGAGAUGCAAUAAAAGCAAAGCAUCGGGGUGAAGCUGGAGACAUGAAUCACAUUAUUCCAUUAUUUAUUCAACUUGCCACUCGUUUGGAAGAGAGUUCUAAGUCGUCUUAUGAAAGGGAUGAGAUGAUGAAGCCAUGGGAAGAUGAUUCACCUUCUGCUUCGAAGUAUAAGAAGAAGCCCAAUAAAUCUUUGACUGAAAGAAAGUACUUGAAUAGGAGUAAUGGCUCUAGCUUUGCAAAUGGUGGUUUGGAUUAUGUAGACUAUGCAUCUGAUCGAGAAAUCAGAAGGCGUUUAUCCAAAUUGAAUAAAAUAUCUAUGGACUCAGAGAGUGAAACAUCUGAUGAGCAUGACAGGUCUUCUGAAGAUGGAAAGAGUGAUAGUGAGAGUACAGCCUCAGAUACAGAAAGUGACUUGGAUGUCCGGUUAGAAGUUCGAACCGCGGAGUCCAGAAGAGAUGGACGCUUUACACCAGAUGAGGGUUUGGAUUCUAGGACUGAUGAUCGUGAGUGGGGUGCUCGCAUGACAAAAGCAAGCCUGGUUCCUCCUGUUACUAGAAAAUAUGAAGUCAUUGAUCAAUACGUUACUGUUGCGGAUGAGGAGGAUGUGCAACGAAAGAUGCGUGUAUCUUUACCAGAGGACUAUGCUGAGAAGCUUCAAGCACAGAGAAGUGGCACCGAGGAGUCAGAUAUGGAGCUUCCUGAAGUCAAGGACUAUAAACCUAGGAAACAGCUUGGAGUUGAGGUUUUAGAGCAAGAGGUUUAUGGAAUUGAUCCCUAUACUCACAAUCUUUUGCUUGAUUCCAUGCCGGAAGAAUUGGAUUGGUCUCCACUUGAUAAGCAUUUGUUUAUUGAAGAUGUGCUCCUUCGCACUUUGAAUAAGCAAGUUAGGCACUUCACUGGGUCUGGAAACACUCCUAUGAUUUAUCCGUUGCAGCCUGUAUUAGAAGAAAUAGAAAAAUCUGCUGAGGAGGAUUGUGACAUACGAACUUUGAAAAUGUGUCAGGGUGUUUUGAAGGCCAUAGGUAGUCGUCCUGAUGACAAAUAUGUUGGUUACAGAAAGGGGCUUGGUGUUGUUUGCAACAAAGAAGGCGGUUUUGGAGAAGAAGAUUUUGUCGUGGAGUUUUUGGGAGAGGUUUAUCCCGUUUGGAAAUGGUUCGAGAAGCAAGAUGGGAUACGAUCUUUGCAGAAAAAUAAUAAAGAUCCAGCUCCAGAAUUUUACAACAUCUAUCUUGAAAGGCCAAAGGGUGAUGCUGAUGGGUAUGAUUUGGUUGUUGUUGAUGCUAUGCAUAAGGCGAACUAUGCAAGUCGAAUAUGUCACUCAUGCCGGCCUAAUUGUGAAGCAAAAGUUACUGCUGUAGGUGGUCAUUACCAAAUUGGAAUUUAUACUGUACGUAAAAUUCAAUAUGGCGAGGAGAUCACAUUCGAUUAUAAUUCUGUCACAGAGAGUAAAGAAGAAUAUGAAGUGUCAGUUUGUUUGUGUGGGAGUCAAGUUUGCCGGGGCAGCUACCUGAAUCUGACAGGUGAAGGGGCUUUCCAAAAGGUACUUGAGGAGUGGCAUGGAAUUCUGGACCGUUACCACUUAAUGCUAGAAGCUUGCGAAGUAAAUUCAGUAUCUGAAGAGGAUUACCUCGACUUGGGGAGGGCCGGUUUAGGCAGUUGUUUGCUUGGUGGGCUACCUGAUUGGUUGGUAGCCUAUUCGGCUCGCUUGGUGAGGUUUAUAAAUUUUGAAAGAACGAAGCUACCUGCGGAGAUUCUAAAGCAUAAUUUGGAGGAAAAAAGGAAAUAUUUUUCAGAUAUUUGUCUUGAAGUUGAGAGGAGUGAUGCUGAGGUUCAGGCUGAGGGUGUGUACAAUCAAAGGCUUCAGAAUUUGGCUGUUACUCUUGACAAGGUGAGGUAUGUUAUGAGAAGCAUUUUUGGUGAUCCGAAGCAAGCACCACCUCCUCUAGAGAAGCUGAGUCCUGAAGCCCUUGUUUCCUUUCUUUGGAAGGGAGAGGGAUCAUUUGUUGAGGAGCUUCUCCAAUGCACGGCUCCUCAUGUGGAAGAAGUUAUGUUAAAUGAUCUCAAGUCCAAGAUCCACGCUCAUGAUCCAUCGGGUUCUGAUGACAUCCAGAAAGAACUUCAGAAAUCUUUGUUAUGGUUGAGGGAUGAGGUCAGAAAUCUUCCAUGUACCUACAAGUCUCGGCAUGAUGCUGCAGCUGACUUGAUCCAUAUUUAUGCUUACACAAAGUGCUUCUUUAGAAUACGGGAAUAUAAUUCUGUAACUUCUCCACCAGUUUACAUUAGUCCACUUGACUUGGGCCCUAAGUACAUUGAUAAAUUGGGGGCAGGUUUUCAGGAGUAUUGCAAGACCUAUGGUGAGAAUUAUUGUCUAGGGCAGCUGAUUUUUUGGCAUAACCAGACCAGUGCUGAGCCAGAUUGUAGCCUGGCUAGAGCGAGUAGGGGUUGUUUGUUGUUACCUGAGAUUGGUUCCUUCUAUGCAAAGGUUCAGAGACCAUCACGGCAUCGUGUUUAUGGCCCAAGGACUGUGAGGUUUAUGCUGACAAGAAUGGAGAAGCAGUCCCAAAGACCAUGGCCCAAGGAUCGAAUAUGGUCAUUCAAAACCUCUCCGAAAGUUUUUGGCAGCCCGACGUUUGAUGCUGUUCGAAAAAAUACUCCGCUGGACAAAGAGAUGGUGCAUUGGCUGAAACACAGACCUGCCAUAUUUCAGGCCAUGUGGGAUCGGUGAACUAUUGCAGAGAUUGGGGAAGCAGCAGGAAUCAUUAGCCAAGUCUUUGUUAAUUGCUUUGGAUUGAUUUGUCAAUUUUAGUUCACAGCUGCCCCCUUUAAUGGGGGAGUUGUAAUCAUUCCAAAGCAUCAUUCGUUUUGUACUGCUUUUUCUCCUCAUUCUUGUGUACAGUUUUUCUUACCAUUGUAAUUUGUAAUUCGUUAUCUGGUAGUGAGUAGCAUUUGUUUUUCUCAGAAAAAAGAAAAUUAGCAUUGCUUUUCUCUCUAAUUUAAGGAAAAAAAAAAAAAGAAGUGCAAAGAAGAAAAAAGUCCAAGGAAUUGGGUGUUAAUUAUUUUUUUGGUUCCCCGUGUCAAAAUUCUUUUGUGCCUUUCUUUCCUCUCACAGUAAGGCUUGUAAUUUUCACAGAACAAGACGAAUGAGCUGUAUUUUCAUCAUUCUCAUGUCUUGUUCAUAGUUUAGGAGCAUAUUUUGACAUUUACCUUCUAAUUCUAAUCUUGCUUA
Molecule: messenger RNA, 8062 nt
Organism: Corylus avellana
Lineage: Eukaryota; Viridiplantae; Streptophyta; Magnoliopsida; Fagales; Betulaceae
Gene: SDG2
Product: SET domain protein 2
Molecular function (GO): protein binding
Source: RefSeq, a predicted model, not a curated record